This is a messenger RNA of Effrenium voratum, 4192 nucleotides long. Lineage: Eukaryota; Dinophyceae; Suessiales; Symbiodiniaceae. The record is from the annotation of a GenBank genome assembly.
AUGUCGCGGUGUGAGGCCCACCCGGCACAGCGACGCUGGGUAUUGGCGCUGGCGCAGGCCGAGAGGCGCACCGGCCCUUCGCGGGCUGUCAGCUGGACCGCGGCGCUGCUGCAGCUCAAAGGCCUACGCAAUGCAGUUUGCUUCAACAUCACCGCCGGGAGCUGUCAGAAGGCGCGGCAGUGGAGAAGGUCGAUUAGCCUUUUCGAGGAGAUGCCACAACGUGGGGUGCGGACUGACCUGGUUAGCCUCAACACGCUGGCAUUCACUGCCUGGCGUGGGGCGCUGCUUCUCCUUGAGGCCGCAGCAGUCUCACAGCUGCAGCAGGACCAGCGCACCUUCAAUGCGCCAAUGGUCAAAGGACAUUGGCGCCUAGCUCCGCAUCUCGUGUCGCGCAUGGCCAGGGAAGCGCUGACGCCCGACCUGGUGAGCCACAGUAGGUGCUUGGCAGCUCCAUGGUGCUUGUCCUUCCACCACUUGGGCAGACUGGGAAGGCCGGAUGUGGUGUGCUGGGGUGCGGCGACUGCCGCAGCGCAGUGGGUGCAAGCGCUGAGAGUGUUGGCCCGAAUGGCCAGCCUUGCGGUGCGGCCGGACAUGGCGAGCUUCGGUGCCGCCGCGCAGGCGGCGUGGCGCUGGGCCACGGCGCUCUUGGAAGAUCUGAGGUGGCAGUCCCUUCGUGCGGACCGGGCGUUCUUUCGGGGGCUCUUCCCUGACAGCGGGUGGCACCGGUCGCUGGCGCUGCUGGGCCAUGCGGAGGCCGCUGGUCUUCCGUCAGAUGCCGCGAUGCUGAGCAGCUGCAUGCGGACCUGUGGCGAGGGCGGGUGGCCGGUAGCUUUGCACUUGGCAUGGCACGGGCGCCUAGACCAGAUUGGCCUCGGUGCAGCCCUGGCUGCCUUCGCAAGCUGCCAGCAGUGGCAGCGUGCCCUUCUCUUGCUGACAGAGUCUCCAGUCUUGUUGGACGAGGUGAGCUUCAACUCGGCCCUGGCGGCCUGUGAGAAGGCAUCCCAGUGGCGGGAAGCCAUGGAGCUUUUCCACCUCAUGCAGCGAAGUCAGGUUGCUCCAAGCGCUACUACCUACAGCUCGGCGAUCAAGGCGUGUGGCAACGUGAGCCGCUGGGCAAUUAGCCUAGCGCUUCUCGAGGAAAUGAAGGACGCAGGAGUUUUGGCUGAUGCCGCCUGCUACAACAGCGCCAUGGGCAGUCAAGACGAGAGGGGCUGGGGCUGGUGGAGGGCGCUGGCGCUCUUCGCUGGCCUCGCCGCGGUUUCGCUGCGCCCGAGUGCUCGGAGCAAAACCACGGUCCUGUCUGCCGUGGGCGCUCCCUGGGCUUUGGCUCUGGCAAUGGAGAAGGAGAGUCUGCAGAGCUUCAAUGCUGCAAUGACAGCCUGCGAGAAAGCGGGGCAGUGGCAGUAUGCCACCUGGCUGCUGGUGGGAAUGCAGCUCGUGCAGGUGCUGCCGGAUGCAAUUAGCACCACCGCGGCCGCAGGCACAAGCCUCCGCUGGGAAGCCACACUUGUGUGGCGAGAGCGGUUUCAGCUCCAGGAGGUAGAUCCAAGCGCUCUCAUCGCGGCAUGCGGCCGGAGUUUGGGCUGGCUGGAAGCCCUCUACUUCUUGAGGCGGCCGCGCGCAGGUGAGGCGACGCUGAUGGCACGGAAUGCUGCGAUCUCCGCAGUGGGGCCCCGGUGGCAGCUGGGGCUCUUAGGUGUGCAAGAAGCACAGGGCGAUGAGAUCACCUUCACCGCUGCGCUCAGCGCGUGUGAGCAGGCGGCACAGCCGGCGCUGGAGCUGGCGCUGGCGGAGCUGCCGCCGGCGCAGGCGGCGCAGGCGGCGCAGCGGGCGGAAUUGCCGCCGGAGGCGGCACAGUUGCCGGUGGCACGGCGCUCCAAAGUGGAGCCAUGUCGCAGUGCUGGAGGCGCCCGCGGGCUGGAAACCAGCUGCCAAGACGGCUGCGUGGAGUCCAGCAUGGGCCAAAUCUGCUUCGAGGCAGACCCCAGCAGCGCCACUCAGGAGGAGCAUUGGCAGUAUGUGGGUGAGGGCAAGGGCGCAUAUGGCACCAUGAACCAGAUCCAGUACGUGGGCUACGGCGCUGGCGCGUGGGAUCGUGAAGAGGUGACCACCUACAAGGGCUACCGCUGCCGAUUCAUUUGGGUCAGCUUGUGCAGCUUCCUCCUCCUCCUGGCUGUGUGCCUGCUGCUCUUGGCUUAUUUCUGGCCCUCCUGGUGGGUGGGCACGGACCUGGGCCACAGCGACCACCAGCUGCAGAUCCACGACUGCAACCUGGGCCUCGACAACUGGAAGCAGCUCUGGAACAAGGAGAAGCAGGUCUACUGCUGCAAUUUGCGGAACGUCGGAUGCACUCCGCAGGGCGACACCGGCGUCGAGACCCAAGUGGUCCGGCAGACGCACUACGUCACCCGAGUCCACCGCAUCCCCGAGCCGGUGCCACGACCGGUGCCAGUGCCCGAGAAGCACGUGGUGUUGCACCAUGUGUAUGUACCAGACAGGCCCUUCGACUGUGAGGCUGGCUACGGGGAUUGGCAGCACCAGUGGAACACCAAGCAGCAGCGCUACUGCUGCUUCCUCGUGAAGCGUGCCUGCCCGGUGAAGGUGGUCACGCACGACCGCUACAUCACGGUGACGAAGGUGAAGAUGGUGCCGAAAACCAUCCAAAUGGAGAAGCCCAAAGACAAGCACGUGGUGGUGCCAAAGUACGUGCCGGUCCGACUUCCCGUUGAUCCUAUCCACCUGCCAGUGCCGAUGCCGCCGCAAACCGUGUACAAGACCAUCAGCCACGAGCAGUACAUCAAAGUGCCGGUCAUCCGCAUUUAUCACCAUACGGAGCAUGAGCAUCAUGAGCAUGAGCAUGAGCAUCACUUCGACUGUGACGCCGGCUACUCCAACUGGUACUUCGGAUGGUCCAACUCCAAAAAGAAGUGGUGCUGUGAACAGGUGUCCCGAGGCUGCCCGGGCACCUGGCAUGGCAGUUUCCACCUGGAGACGCACAUGACCAAGGAGACGGGCCAUGCCACUGGCCGCAUCUAUGACUGCAACGCCGGGAUCUCCAACUGGCUGCACGGAUGGUCUGACUCCAAGAAGAUCUGGUGCUGCGAGAAGGAGAACCGGGGCUGCGUGCCGCACCACUGCGAUGGGGACGUGGGCGCGUGGACGGCGGCCAAGCGCAGCUGGUGCUGCGGCAACUUCCAGAAGGGCUGCGCAGCAACGACCCUGUCGCCUCUGAAGUGCCACGCGCCCUGCACGCAUGCGGGGGAGACCGCCACGUGCCUGGAGCGCAUCCAUUGGACCAGGGACAACGUCUUUCAGGGCAAGAACAACGCCUGCGGCCAGGCCUACAGCCAGGUCCAAGUGGAAUGCAGCAUUUGCCGCGCCUGCUCCAUCCAGGAAGCCCAGUGCUCGGUGCACGUGGCCACCUCCCUUCCCUUCGACUGCAACGCGGCGCUGCAGAACUUCUUCCGGGCCUGGGCUCCGGAGAAGAAGCAGUGGUGCUGCACCAAGCAGGGCAAGGGCUGCGAGGGCACCACCCCCCCGCAGGUGGAUCCUGGCUUCGGCAUGGUGUGGAAGCGCGUGCAGGUGAACGGCUACUGGACCUGGACGGCAGUGCACGGGGAUCACGUGAGCCUGCCCUACGACUGCCACGCCGGGCUCGCUGGCUUUCAGCAGGGCUGGUCUCAGGGUAAGAAGGCGUGGUGCUGUGCCAACCAGCACCUGGGCUGCGGAGGCAGCGGCGCCAAUGGCGGCAUGCAUGUGGAGCACACGGUAGUGAUCGGUGGCGGCGGUGCCGGCGGCGGUGCCGGCGGCGGUGGUGCCGGUGGCAGUGCCAGCGGCGGCUUCGCCGGAGCUGGCGCCUCGGCCUCCUUGGCUCCGCCUGGGGCGGCGUCCGGUGGCAUGAUGUGGCACUGGGCCAGCUCCGGGGGCUCCUGGCACUGGGUCCAGAUUCCGAUCCAUGGAGAGCUGCCCUUCGACUGCAACGCGGGAAUCAGCCGCUGGCAGACAGGCUGGUCAUCGCCCAAAAAGCACUGGUGCUGCCACAACAUGGGCAAAGGAUGCCUGUGAGCAAUGCUGCCGUUGAAUUCAGAUUGCCGGUUGAAUUCAGUUUGCCGUUUCAGCUUUCAAAAUUCAGGAAGCCGCCGGCAUGGACAAAGCCUUUUCCCGCUGCUGGCAGGGAGACUGAUUGCGCGUG